Messenger RNA from Lathyrus oleraceus (garden pea), 1134 nucleotides. RefSeq lists its product as uncharacterized. The record is from RefSeq and is a predicted model, not a curated record. Lineage: Eukaryota; Viridiplantae; Streptophyta; Magnoliopsida; Fabales; Fabaceae. The transcript has 2 exons. Bases 1 to 1134 code for a protein of 377 amino acids.
AUGUUCAUCUUCAUUGCAUUUCUUUCUUCUAACCUAGAAUUAUUUUCAGAAACAAUUGCUGUCGAAGGAAAACCUACAUAUAAAAACAAACCAAAACCUGAUAGUGGUUCUGCUCUCAAAACUGUCAUCUCGACGUCCACUUCUCCGAAGGAUUCGACAAAAGGAUCAACAAUGGAGAUGGCGCAGACAAAAAUUAAUCCUGAACCUGAGAAAACCCUGGAAGAGACAGUCCAAGAAAAAGAUAUCUCCAAAAAUGAUCAUGACAGGCAGACUGUAGCAGAAUCCGACGCUAUAAUGAGUGAAGCUUAUGAAGACGAUUCUCCUCCUCAUCCAGGAUUAAAUGCUGCAAAUAAGGGCGAUGACACUGACAUGGAAACUGGGGUCGAAGAUGACCAUGAAGAAGAAACUGCUAAAGAUGAGGAUGACCAGUCGAAACAACCAGAUGCUGGGCAAACUUUAGGGCGAAGCACUCAACCCGCUCCUGACCAGACCAAAGGAAGUGCCAUAUCAACUGGUUCGACUGGUUUCUCUCGUGAAGAGCUUGAGAGUCUCAAGUUGCAGAAACCCUUAGAAUAUCUGAAGGCCAUGCUUAGCGCUCGUCACAAUUUUCAAGAUUCUUCGCAAAGCAGUUCAACUACCUCUGGGGCCACUUCUGAAGCGCAAUCUCUUGACAACAUCUUGACCAAGAUUAAGACGAAAAUCCUUGAUGUUGAUUUGUUCAAAGUUUUAGAAGAAAGCGCCACUGCUCAUAUUGAACUCAAGAAGAUUUUGAAACAAAUAAACGUCUUGGAAACUUCUGCUAAGGCUGUUUCAAAGCUGCAGCAACUUUCUGAAACUUAUAUCAAAGAAGUUGCUGCUUGUGAUGAUAAUAUCCAGAAAUGGGAGAAACAAAUAGCUGUUCUUCAAGAAAAAAUCUCCCAAGAGAAAAAGCGCAGAGCAUCCAUACAACAACCUAAGCAAAAUGAGAUUGACGACGAAUUGAAGGUGGGUAUUCGACAUGCAGAAAGGGCUCAGCAACUUAGUCAGGAGAUUGAGACUCUCUCUACCCACAUAAGCCUUUAUGAUCAUCAACUCCAGUUUCAGAAAAAGAAAUUUGCCACACUGAAGGAAGCUUUUGCUAGUAUCAAUUUGUAG